Molecule: messenger RNA, 661 nt
Organism: Symbiodinium pilosum
Lineage: Eukaryota; Dinophyceae; Suessiales; Symbiodiniaceae
Source: the annotation of a GenBank genome assembly
GUACCGACUGAUCUUGAAGCCCGACAACACCGCGAAGGUGGAGAUCGACGGCGAGAGCAUCUACGAGGGCUCCCUGAAGGAGGACUGGGAGCUCUUGGCGCCCAAGGAGAUCAAGGAUCCUGAGGACAAGAAGCCCAGCGACUGGGUUGACGACAGCAUGAUGGAUGACCCUGAGGACAAGAAGCCAGAUGGCUGGGUGGAGGAGAAGCGCAUCGUCGACUCUAAGGCCACCAAGCCUGACGACUGGGACGACGAGGAGGAUGGGGAGUGGGAGGCCCCCAUGAUCGACAAUCCCGACUACAAGGGCGAGUGGACUGUGAAGCGAAUCUCCAACCCAGCCUACAAGGGCUUCUGGGAGGCCAAGAAGAUCGCCAACCCGGAAUACGUCGAUGACGACAACCUCUACAAGUACGAGGACUUCGGCUUCAUCGGCUUCGACCUGUGGCAGGUGAAGGGCAACACCAUCUUCGACAACAUCAUCAUCACCGAUGACGUGAAGGAGGCAGAUGCCUUCGUGGAGAAGUGGAAGGCCCUCAGUGAGGUGGAGAAGGCCAAGAAGAAGGAAGAGGACGACAAGAAAGCGGAGGAGGCCAAAAAGGCUGCCGAGGCUUCCAAGGAGGAGGAGGAGGAUGAUGAUGACAAGGACGACGAAGAGGACUGA